Coccidioides immitis RS is the source of this 3759-nucleotide messenger RNA. Its product is annotated as CAMK/CAMKL/GIN4 protein kinase. Gene Ontology annotation, biological process: intracellular signal transduction; protein phosphorylation. Gene Ontology annotation, molecular function: ATP binding; protein serine/threonine kinase activity. The record is from RefSeq and is a predicted model, not a curated record. The transcript is spliced from 5 exons. Bases 1 to 3759 code for a protein of 1252 amino acids. Gene Ontology annotation, cellular component: cytoplasm. Lineage: Eukaryota; Fungi; Ascomycota; Eurotiomycetes; Onygenales; Onygenaceae.
AUGGAGAAGGACACUAUUAAGGAUCGUUCGCAAACGAAGAGGCAGCCCUUUCGCGACGCUAGCAACCGGCUUAAUAUCGUUCAUAACUCGUCACGUCAAACACGCUAUGACCACGUAGCAUUGUCAUCCGAGAAGCAAAUGACAUCCUCAGAUCCACCUGAUGCCUUGAAUGGACAUGACUUCCCUCCUGCCACUGCAGAAAACAAGCGCAUAUCGGCCGUUUUAGACUACCACUCGGAUCCGAGGCGCAAUUCGGCCAUCUCAACCACUUCCACCAACUCCGGGAGAUCACGGCGAAAGACUCACAUUGGGCCAUGGCAACUUGGGAAGACGCUGGGCAAAGGAUCUACUGGUCGUGUGCGCCUGGCAAAACAUUCAGUCACCGGUCAGGCCGCUGCGAUUAAAAUUGUAUCGAAGCAGUCGGCAGCACUAGCACAGAGCCAGAGUAUUGCGGCUAUGGAUAAGAAUAUUGAUGUAGCCCCUGGUUCCAGAACAAUUCCGUCGGGUAUUGAAAGAGAAGUCGUGAUCAUGAAGCUUAUUGAGCAUCCAAAUGUCAUCAGCCUAUAUGAUGUGUGGGAAAAUAGGGGAGAGCUGUAUCUGGUUCUUGAAUACGUCGAGGGUGGCGAGCUCUUUGACUACGUCUCAGAGAGAGGACCGCUUCCAGAGAUAGAAGCGGUCCGUCUCUUUAGGCAAAUUAUCGCUGCGCUGUCUUGUUGUCAUCAGUACAAUAUCUGCCACCGUGACCUUAAACCUGAAAAUAUCCUACUUGAUUUCCGGAAAAACAUCAAACUAGCGGAUUUUGGCAUGGCUGCUUUACAGCCUGCCGGUCACUGGUUAAAUACAUCUUGUGGGAGUCCACAUUAUGCUUCGCCCGAGAUUAUCAAUGGGCAGAGAUAUCAUGGGGACAAGGCCGACAUCUGGAGCUGUGGAAUUAUUUUAUUUGCAAUGUUGGCUGGCUUUCUUCCAUUCGAUGGCGGUGAUUUGGCAAACACCCUGAAACUCGUUAAAAGGGGCGAAUACAUCAUACCGCCAUGGUUUAGCCCGGAAGCCAUAGAUUUGAUUCAGCGAAUCUUGCAGAAGAGGCCUGAAAACAGAAUUAGCAUAGAUCAGAUGUGGCUACACCCUCUUCUCAUGAAAUAUCAAGCACACCCCAUCUUCGCUAAUUCACCAAUGGAUUCUAUUGGCCCACCACCGCCUCUGCCGUCAAAGGACUUCAAGAAAAUUGUGACCCAUCGCCGUGACAUUGACUUGGAAGUUCUGAGGAGCCUUCAAACCCUGUGGCAUGAGAAGAGAAAGGAAGAUUUGAUUGAAAACCUUCUCAACGAUAAACCAAAUCAUGAAAAGCUCUUUUAUAAAGCUUUGUUAAAAUUCAGAGAAGAACAGCUUGAAAACUAUGAAGGUCCACCUCUAGGAUAUUCCUCUAGUGACUAUCAUCAUAUUUCAAGACCCCUUUUCAGGCUGCAAAGAAGAAUGCCGAGCAAUCAUGGUGAAAGCAACGUUUGGAGGCGCUCCAAAUUCUCAAUUGCUACAAAUUCUUCUGGCAUGAGAGAAGGUUCCAGCCGUGGACCAACCUCGGCGCCGACGAUUGCGAGCUAUGAUCCGUAUAGGUCAUCUCGCACGGCUAUUGCCGAACCGAAGGUCGAAUAUGCUAAUGUUACGAUCCAUAGACAUCAGUCAAAUGAUUCUAGUGCUGCCUUAAAUUCUAAAUCAUCUCCACCUACUGGAAAACUGUCGAUGGAUCGAGCAUCCGUCAAUAUGCGCUCGUCACCAAAUGGUGGUCCAGGGACCUCAUCACGGCGAAGCUCGUUGGCGUCCUACCAAUCCCGUAGCUCCGUCGGAAGCCAUUGCCAGCGAGCAAAAUCCAGGCACAGCUACAAGAGAAACGUGAGCUUUCGGCAUUUAAGAGGGCACAACCCCAAUAGAGAUGAUAAGAGAAUCGGUAUGCCUCCAGGCCAUUCUCAGUAUUCGCUUUGUCAAGAAAGAAAUAAAAUGGGAAAACGGGAAUCCGAGAGGGUCAAAAGGUUAUCCUCGGAAAGGUUCAGCAGUCCUUCUCUGCCUUCACCACCAACCUGUGUGCGUCCAGCUACAAAUAAAGUCGGUGAACUGGAAGUGGGAGCAAAACCUCGACAAUCCUAUCAGUAUUGGAAAGAGGAAGCAAGAAAGGUUUCGCAGGAACUGGAACAGAUCUGCGAAGAAGCGUUUAAUAGCUCAUCCCUUUCAUCCUCCUAUACGAUUGAGACUGGAUCUAAGUACCCCGAGUCGCCUGUCACUUCAAUAUCUACCCCUGGUAACCUUAAUAGGUAUUAUGGCCAGACAAACACAAAACCUGUACGGGGACAGACAUUUGAGUCGUCCAGUUCUUAUGCCACUAGAGAACUGGCGGAAACGCGCCGUCGCUUGAUUGAGCAUUCGAAAAAAGCAAGGGCCGAUGGUCUUCCUUCACAUCUAUCGGAAGUAAUUUCACAUUUGGACCGCUUAAUUGAAGGCAAGCCAUCUCAUUCUGUCGCUAAGAAUGCAGCGUUAGCAGCGGAAGCUGCCAGACCACCUCAUAAUGUAACAAGGAAUUUGCCAUCUAUUUUGGAGGAACGACACAGCGUCAAAGAUUUCCUUUCCGGCGAAACUACCUCGAGCUAUAUACCUCCUCCGUUGGACCUGGAUGUGUGGGAAAAGAAAACAAUCCGAGUAGUACCUGAUUCAACCAACAAUCUCGAUAAUAUCAGACCAUUAACCAUCCGAAAAAAGCGGACGACACUUGAACUGCCAACUCCUUCAAAUGAGUCAACAAGCUUCAGUCAACCGCAACGCAGCUUGAGCCAGUCUCUCACCCGUAACCGAUCGACAGGUCGACGAAGCAAUACUGGCCGGUUCUUUAGUGGCCUUGAACCCAUUGAAGAAAAUCCAAAAUCGUCAAAGAAAAAUGAAUUUCGCAAUUCAGGGGACACAAGAAAAUGGUCUCGGUUCAAAUAUCGAUCCCAAAGCUACAGCGACGUUGGUCCUCCGACACCACCAAAGGAUGAUGUACCGUUAUCUAGACAAUCAUCGAUUUCUCACAUGACGAGUGGCGCUUCUCAGGGUACUGAAGAAUACCCCGUGGUUGAAGAUGACAAUUUAAAUUGGAUUAAGAAAAACAAACCAGUAGAAACGGGGAAGAAGCUUCUGAAACUUUUUGGCAUGAAAAAACGCGAGAAAGCAGUUCAUGAAUUUGGUCAAGAAAGCAACUGUUUUAAUAUUUCAGUCACCAGCUUGGAUAAUAAAGAUGAGAGUGACAUUUUCGGAACCAAGAAUCAUUUUCUCUCAAAUACGCAAAACGAGGCGGGUUCCCCAACGCAUCCAGCGUCAAGCCAGAACUGGUUCAUGAAAUUCUUCCGUAUCAAGGCGGCCUCUAAGGUGAUCGCGCUCAACGCACCCAAAGCCCGCGCCAGAAAGGAAGUUAUAAAGAUUCUCCGCGAGUGGAAAAAGUACGGCAUCGAAGGCAUUCGUGUUGAUAAGCAAAAUAGCGUGAUACGUGGGAGAGUUGGAGAACUAAACUUUCUCCGCCUUCGCCCUGUCGAGUUUUCCGCCGAACUUUUUACCGUGCUUGAAUAUGGUCGUCACGUUAGUCUCAGCUUGAUACGGUUGAAGCAAGAACGAGGUGCAGCAUCAUCGUUCCGAAAGGUCGUGGAAACGCUGAUCGCGGUGCUGAAGCAGCGCAAACUGUUGGUCGAAGAUACGGUAAAGGCGAAGAAGAUGGCAAAAGUUCUCAGUCUCACAGGUCAGUAG